This is a messenger RNA of Xenopus tropicalis (tropical clawed frog), 2627 nucleotides long. RefSeq names its product NACHT, LRR and PYD domains-containing protein 14-like. Gene Ontology annotation, molecular function: nucleotide binding; ATP binding. Lineage: Eukaryota; Metazoa; Chordata; Amphibia; Anura; Pipidae. The transcript is spliced from 6 exons. The coding region runs from base 501 to 1208 and encodes 235 amino acids. The record is from RefSeq and is a predicted model, not a curated record.
CAUGGGUGGGAGGCCUCACUGACGAGUUUUUCAGGAAGCUGGGGGGGUCUCAGCAAAUGGGCAUUUCCACCUAAAGAAUUUGACACCUAUAUGUGACAUUCUUCCUGUCAAUAAAUCUUUAUUAAUUUGGUUCAGAACCACAGGAGCCCGGCUGAGUGACGUUUCCCCACACUAUGUAGCACCCCCCAUUCACCCACAUUAGGGAAAGGAUCAUUGAGGGGACACAAGAGUCCAGAGUAAGACACAAAGGGGUUAAAAAGCAAUAUGUCACAGACACACGCAUUCAGUAUGAGCUGCUGUUGGUUUCAAAUUAUUGUUACAUUUCUUUAAUGGGCGGAAACAUGAGCCGUUUGUCACAGGUAAAUAAAUCUGUUACUUCCUGGUUCAUCUCACUUGUUGCUCAGCAUGGGGGGGGGAGAGACCGGCAGUGACUCUUGUUAUUCCCACAUGAGCACUAUCAGUCUAUAAAGAAGCAAUGUGGCGCCUCUGUGUUUGCUGAGAUGCUGGUAGAAGAUAUUCAAGCAUCUGGGAGAGACGCCGUGCUGGGAUUCUGGGAAAGUCUCUUUGCUCUACACCCUCAUCCCAACCUGCUGGGGGCGCUGGAUGAACUCAGCCACGCAGGUCAUGGUCUGGAGCAGAAUAUCAUUCUGGACAAAUGUGGCCCUGAUCUCAAAGCCUGCCGGUUACAGCACAGAGAGGAUCUUCUGGAAAAAACUCAGAACCUGGUGGAACACAGAGCCCCAGGAUUAACCAAUGAGAGUCAGAGUUUCAGUAUCACUGAGCGCUAUUUAGACCUCAUAGUUGUCUCCAGCCAGCACUUCCGGUCUCGUCCUCAGCACGAGCUGAUUGCAACAGGGGGAAUCCAUGAACAUUACUUACAGAGAGCUCAGAGUAACCUGGAGAGGAUUAGCCCUAACCGGCUGUUCCACUGGUGCCACAGAAAGAGAUGUGUGCCACAGGCAGUGCUGGUGAGCGGAGUGCCAGGGGUGGGGAAAACCACAUUAAUGCAGAAGUUUGUCUAUGACUGGGCCAAUGGGAACCUCUACCAGAGAUUUGCCUUUGUCUUCUCCUUCAAAUUCCGGAAUCUCAAUAAUAAGGAGGAGCUGAGCCUGGCACAGAUGAUUAUUAAUGAAUAUCCCUAUCUACACAGUCAGCUUGACACAAUCUUUAGGAACCCAGUAAAUUGCUUUUUGUUUUUGAUGGUUUAGAUAAAAAUAAAAGCUCAACAGACUUUAAGUCAAGUAAGUUGUGCACCAACCCACACUCCAUAGGGACACUAAAUGUGAUUGUGUCCAGUCUGGUGAGACAGUCUGUUCUUCCCGGCUGUUCUGUCCUAAUAACCAGUCGCCCAACCAGACUAGCAACAGUCGAGGCUUCUGUUUUUCACAGAAUACUUGAAAUUAUGGGCUUUUUCCCCAAAAGAAAGGGAAAAGUAUUUUCUGCAUUUUUUUAGAGAUUAUACAAUGGGGGAGAAGGCUUUCCAUUAUGUGAGGGAGAACGGGAUGCUGUACACAUUCUGCUACAUCCCAUCCUACUGCUGGAUCAUCUGUACCGUCUUAUCCAUGUGCUUCAGGGCCCAAAGGGCAAACUCAGCGCAGACUGUGGAAUUUCUUCCCAAAACGGUCACACAGCUUUAUGCCAGUUUUAUUAGUAACAUCCUUGCCAAUCACUGCCAGGCAGGGUCUAUUGAUAAGAAUUUCCUGAUAUCCAUUGGCCGGAUGGCAGAGCAUGGGGUAAAUAAUCGCAUUAUUUAAUUUACUAAAGAAGAUUUAGACGGAUUUAGUGUGGAUACUUCCUCACAUUUAGCUACAAGCUUUGUGAUGGAGAGUGGGCAGCCUCCCCACGUGUCCUAUUCCUUCUUGCAUCUAACCAUACAGGAGUUCAUGGCUGCCUUGGGUCACUACCUUGACUAUUCCCAUGAGAGGCUGCAGAAGGCUCUUGAGGAGGCAAAAUCAACAGAAGACGGCCGUGGGGAAAUAUUCCUUCGUUUCAUAUCAGGACUCUCUGACAGUUCCACCAGAUCCCUGUUGAAGCCGUAUGUAGGGGAUUUAUCUGCUCCAGCUGCCAAACAUGUUAUCAGCUUUCUCCAGAAGUCAAUCACCACUCUACAGAAUCCUGACAACAGGAAAGUUCUGAAUGUAUUUGCCUGCCUCACUGAGUCCCGGAACAAAGCGCUUGUGUCCUCAUCCAUUGGAUCAAACAAGCAAUUUCAGUUUUCUGAAUUUUACCUGGCGCCUCUGGACUGCACAGUGUUGGCUUUCAUCCUGGAAUCCUGUAGGGAAACAGAACUUCUAGACCUUGGUACCUGUUUUAUUCAGACUGAAGGACUGGAGAGAAUAUCAGCUGCUCUACACUGUUACAGAUCUCAGACUCACCAACAAUAAUCUGAGGGACGAGGACGUGCCGUGCCUUUAUUCCAUAUUAACUCACCGGCAGUGCCGGAUCCAAAGGUGCAGCCUGAGGAACAACGGCCUGACGGAGUUAAGCUGCCUCCCAAUGGCUUUGGCAGUCAGUGAAAACACAUCCCUGAGGGACCUGGAUCUGUCCAAGAACAAACUGGCCGGGGAGGAUUUCUAUCAGUUGUUGAAGGUUCUUUCUGCCCCAACGUGCAGGAUAGAGCGUUUGGC